Orbilia oligospora ATCC 24927 is the source of this 1782-nucleotide messenger RNA. RefSeq lists its product as uncharacterized. The transcript is spliced from 2 exons. The record is from RefSeq and is a predicted model, not a curated record. NCBI's taxonomy places the organism in Eukaryota, Fungi, Ascomycota, Orbiliomycetes, Orbiliales, Orbiliaceae. Bases 1 to 1782 code for a protein of 593 amino acids.
AUGCCGCCAGUUACCCCAUCUGUCAUCUACGCUCUCUCCAGAGUCCUUCCUUACACUCAAACCUCUCUCAAACCUCGAGAUUCAGAACCCAGCGACGACGAUGACAAGGGUACCUUAAAGAUCGAACCCGAUGCAUUUCUUAAAGCUUUGUCACUGCUACUUGUGGAAUGGCCUACAAAUGAAAUUACAGCAGUGGUAAUGAUUCGAGAUCUGCCACAUACAACAGUCCUCUUUGCAGGGUCCAAACCGUUUAGUACAUCCGAAAGAAAUAAUUUUGAAAUGGUUCAGCAUUUCUUAGGCAGUCCAGAAGUAGUUAAAUCUGCAUCCUUUCUAUUUUUGGCCAUGCAACAUUGUCACGCACGGAUUAUAUCUCGAGCAGCGAGGCUAGGAGGAGUCGGAAACGCAUUGGGGAUUACGCUAGAUACAGCAGAUAGGGAUUCGAUGUGGACUCCGGAUAGGGACUUUAUGACUACUGUUCCGGACAGGGACUUUACGAUGAUCUGCGUUCCAGAUGAGGAAACCGUUUGGAAGUAUAUUUUGUCCCAGUAUGGCACUAAAGGACUGGAGAAAAGCUCCUUGAGAAGGGAAAUACAGCUACUAUUCCUCAAUGCGCCAAGGUUAGACUCGUAUAGACACCUUAUAGAGGAUUAUCUGCGGAUGGCUAUGUUACUCUCCGAGGUUUUAACCAACGGGUUAGAGCUUUGGAGCACAGGGGCUAUUGCUGGAUUACCUUUAAGUAAUGAGGAUGGUGGAAAGUGUGGCGUUUUCCUUGCUAAAAAAGAGUUCGGAAUGAGUGGGGCAGAGUUGGAGAAGGUUUACGAAGAGUCUGAGGUGCUUAUGUGCAAGGUUGUGGAUGCCGUCAGGGAUGUUGGGGCUUAUGCUAAAGGUGCUGAGGAUAUAAUGGCUUUCAUAAACGCGAAUCCGGAGUUUAGGAAGUCGCUUCGAGAGAGAGAGACUUUUUUUUACGAGGUUCCACCGAAAAUACCCUUAAUACCAGUUGAAAUCAUAGGAAAACCCGUCAACCUGAUCAACAAGUUUUUACGAAAAUCUGGAAGGGCAGCUAUUACAGAUGCAAGAAUCAUGAAAGCUUUCCCAAAUUUACCGGAGUCAAGACUUGGAAGCACUAGCCAAACGGUGGCAUGCAAUGCCCAUUGCGGAAUUCACCUUAUCUUGUCUGCCAUAAGAAGGGGGUAUUCAAGGCACCCAUCUCAUAAGAUAAACAUAAGCUACGGGUUUUCAGAGAAUAGUUGCUAUCUCUGUGAAACUUAUAUCGAGGUCUUGAAACGUCACUUGGUUGGGGAAGAAUUAAAGAAAUUUUUAGCUCCUCCUGAGAAAACUGAAACACGUCGACAGCAACAUGAUGAAGAUUCGGAUGAUUUGUCGAUGAUUAUGUCACAUUUGAAGGGACUCACCGUCCAGCCUGGAAAGACCCUAAGAGGCUGGUUCUCGGGCGUGGCACAACUGGCCCCAGGAGUGAAGUCUUCAAAUAGUGACCCUCCAAGGGAGCUCGAGCUGUCCGAAGAAUCCACAAGGCAACAAGACCUUGAGCAAGAAGAAAAGCUGGAGAAUCCCGGUUACUCAAGAGGAUAUAGAGAAAUAUGUGGAGAAUGGCGAUUUCCGAAAGGUACGCCAGGAGUAGUGGUAAGGGAAGUUGAGAAAGUUAUUGAAGAAAGACUGCGGUACAUUUAUUCCACCACGAGGGCUUCUGAGAAGAAAUCCGAGGACUUGAAAGCACCCGAAGACCUACCACCGACGAUAAUGGAGGCUCGCAAUAACUUAUAG